This is a messenger RNA of Pongo pygmaeus (Bornean orangutan), 5381 nucleotides long. It is a transcript of the gene MRO, whose product is annotated as maestro. The transcript is spliced from 7 exons. Gene Ontology annotation, cellular component: cytoplasm. The coding region runs from base 365 to 1111 and encodes 248 amino acids. The record is from RefSeq and is a predicted model, not a curated record. NCBI's taxonomy places the organism in Eukaryota, Metazoa, Chordata, Mammalia, Primates, Hominidae.
AGAGAAGGAAAAACACCUCAGCAUGUCGUGGGAAAGCAAAGGGCGCAAGUGAUGCUUGUGCCAGCCUACAAUAUUCUUGUCGGUUUCAUUCCAGAACAAUUCCCUCCCCUGCCCAAAUACUCUAUAAACUUUGACUUUCCCCUCUUAUUUGAUUCUCACUUUCCAUCACUCUGUGCCGACCCGUUAUCCUGAACAGACCCUGCAUCACCACCUCCUCAUUUCCCUUCUUGUAUGUUAGGAAUUCAGGGCUGGGAAAAUUUAGCCGAGUCAUCACAUUUGGCUACUACCCGGGAAAGCAGCCCUCCCGAGUCAGGAACGGGCUCCGGUUCAUCACGUGGCAGCCGCCUGCAGGAGCCGCAGUUCCAUGGACCAAAGACAGAGGAGAAUCCUGGGCCAGACCCUUUCCAUCCCUACUUCCCAGCCUAAGCAGAAAAGGACAUCAAUGAUAUCUUUCUUUUCCAAGGUCUCUUGGAAACUGAGGUUCCAGAAGCGGGAGCCUCUGAAGAAUGUGUUUUUCAUCUUGGCAGAAAGAGCUCGGGACCCCAAUGCUAAAAAGCGUCACAUGGCAAUGAGAAACUUGGGAACCAUGGCCUAUGAAGCCCCUGACAAGGUGAGAAAGUAUAAGAAAAUUGUCCUCGACCUGCUGGUGUAUGGACUGUAUGACCCUGUGAAUUUGGAAGUCAUCCAUGAGAGUAUGAAGACUCUGACCGUUGUUCUGGGCAAGAUCCAGGGGAAAGGUUUGGGUUCCUUCUUCAUAGACAUCACCCUUCAGACCAGGACUUUAUUAGAUGAUGAGAAUGACAGUCUGAGAUACUCGGCCUUUGUUUUGUUUGGGCAAUUGGCUGCCUUUGCCGGGAGAAAAUGGAAAAAAUUUUUCACCAGUCAGGUUAAGCAGACACAAGAUUCCCUCCUGAUCCAUUUACAGGACAGAAAUCCCCAGGUUGCCAAGGCUUGCAAAACCACAUUUCGAGCCUGUUCUCCAUAUCUGAAACUAAAGAAGGAAUACAGCUUCCAGAGUGAAGAAGAUCAAAGGAACACUAAGCUCUACCGGCAGCUGAGCCACUAUCAUCCAGAGAUCCUUCAGUUCUUCUACGCAAAUAAAAUUCUGUAAGCGCAGAACAGCAGGGAAAUUGUUCUAUAUGAGUGCAUUGCUGAGCCAUCAUAUUCCCCUGUUUUAUCUCACUGGAUGCCUCUUCUGCUUGCCUCUUGGGAUUGUAAUGGAAACCAGGGUGCUGGGAGAGCAAUCAAAGGCAAAAAUAAUACAUGGAAUUGUAUGAUUAUAUCUAAAGUAAAAUUCUAGACUGCUUUCACUUAUUUCAUUUCCUCCCCAUACAAAUUUGAUGAGCAGGUACACACUUUCUUUAAAACAUUCCAAGUGUAUAUAGAUUCAGUGCUUAUUUCUCAGCUUUUUCUUUCUUAAGUUCAUCUGUCACCUAGCUUUUAUUUUUAAUAAUUUCUGAGGCUUAGGAGACUACUUGUUACCUUAAGCAUUUUUGUUUGUUUGUUUGUUUGUUUUAGUGUAUUUGCUAUUGAUACCUUUUCUUGCCAAGAUUUAUUUAAAGUUGGCCAAGAUACCAAGAAGGUGGCUUGCAGGGGUAUCUUUGGCUUCUCAUAAUUUUAAACAGUCAUUGCUUUCAAGAUCAUCCUAAACAAGAAUUAAUAGACAGAAAAAGAUCUAUAAAGCAUGUGUUGAAAAUCCUCAGGCUCAUGAUAACUUAUGGGAUAACAAUAGUAGGUAACACUGAGUGCUUACAAUUUAGUGGGCACGGUCUAAGUGCUUUUUGAGAGUUCUAUUUAAUACUCAUGACAACCCUAUGAGAUAGUAAGUACUAUUAUUGUUCUCAUUUUGUAGAUGAGAAAGCUAACACAUAGGGAAAUUAGGUAACUUGCCCCAGAUAACUCAGUAAACAGUGGAGCUGGAAUUCAAACGCGUACGGACUGACUUCUUGAGCCCAUACUCAAUAAUCAUGCCAUCCUGCCUCUCCGUGGAAUAACUGAUGGUUGGUUGGAAAUGUUAGAAACAAAACAAAUGCAAACGUCUCUGCUUCUGCUCCUCUACUAAGCCCAGUUAGCUUUUGAUUUUAUAUGUACUAAGUAUACAUUUUUAUUAAUUUAUGUGAGCUGAGUGUAUGUUUUUAUUAAUUACUUUUUGGCUAUUAUUGCCAAUUAUCUUGGUGAUCAAUCCUAGUUAUCUGAGGAGUCACAUCACUCAUAAAAAUCACAAGAAAAAUCUCUUAGUCCCUCUCACCCUCCUUCUAACCAGAUUGCAUCCCAAGCUUCUACAGAAACUCUGGUACCACCCCUGAACUCAGUAUCUAGGCCACACCUGGAGCGUUUUGUUCAAGACAAUUUAAAACAAAGGAGAUUAUAAAAGCUACAGCUGGAUCUUAAAUGGCAUUCUGAGAAUCAGGAACUCAAUUUUCUGCUGUAGCUCCUAGGGACAGCGUGGUGUGACACAGAUGCGGGGAUGAGGAGAAUCCUAGGCGAGACAAGGAUGUGGGAGAUGGCAGAUGGAGUGGCAAGUGCCAGGCAGGAAUGGAUUUUCUUCCUUCCUGUUUUGAAUCUGAAGAAUAUGACAGCAAGAGAUUUUAGGAGGGACACAGGCUCAAGAGCAAAUGGGUGGUUCUGAGCUGUAAGCCCCCUGCCCCUCCCCAGCACCCGCUCCCCGGAUGUUGGCCUCUUUGAAAUUUUGUUGCAAGGUUGGUUUAAACUUGAUGCAGUUCCAUUAAGUGAUCAGUGAGUGGUCUGAGAAAUGGCUGCAUGUGGCUGGCAUUCAAAAAGGUGGAGAUAGGGUGAGAUGGGUGGGGUUACGUGCUCUAGAGAAGAAAAACCUAUGCAGUUAAUGUCCCUCUGUCGGUUAAAAUUGUGGAAGAUGCUGUUGGAUUAUUUGACUUUAAGAUUCAAUGGUAGCCUUUUAUUUUGGUGGCCCCCAAUGAGUCAUGCCUCCUGAUACUCAUGUCCUUAUUUAGUCACUUCUGUUUGAAUCUGGGCUGCCUUUGUGACUUGCUUUAAUCAGGAGAUUGUGAUAAAUGGCACUGUGCUGGGCCUAGAAACCCUGGCUUUUUCCUCGUUUGCAUUGUGGGGGAAGCCAGCUGCCACAUAAGGGGUUGAACUACCAGGAACAAAUGAGAGUGCCUGAGAUCACCAUGUGAAGGAGAAUGGAGACACCCAACCCACGGCAGAGUCCGAGGCCCAGACACAUGACACAAGUUGUCCCUUCCAGCCAGACCCGAGCUGUUGAAGCUACUUCAGCUGACACCAUAUGGAAAAGAGACGAGCGUCUCCAUCAAGCCUGUCUCAAUUGCAGAAGCAUGAACAAAGAAUCAGAUGAUUGUUGUUUUAAGUCAUUAACCUUUGGGAUAAUUUGUCACACUGCAAUAAGUAACCAAAGAAGAUUCCUUAUUAUUAACUGUUGUCUUGGCUAAUUUUGUUUUGCUUUUCAUAAGUCUUCUUUGAGUUUAAAUUCUAUUUCCAGAAAUUUAUGUUAUCAUGAAAUUUGGUGGCAAGAGCAAGGGACUAUGUUAUUUUGUUUGUUUGUUUCUGUUUCUCACCAUACCUACCACAGGGCCUGGCCACGUGAUUAAGGAACAUUUGCUGAAUGACUAAAUGAUUCCAAAUUGUAGAGGGAAUAAAGUCCAAUGUCCAGUCUGCCAUUUCAGGCUUUCAAACUUCCUUUUCUUCUGUUACUCUCUGUGCUUCAGCCAAGUUUGGGUCCUUUCUCUUUUCUCAACAUGUCUUGUUCUCCUACACCCCCUCACCUUUGCUCAGUCUGCCAUUUCCGUGUUGCGUCCCCUCCCUGCUCACCUGUGCACACCCACCUGGACUCACAUGCACACACACACACACAUUUCACGUGUAUCUCUUAUCUGUACUCCAACGCCUAGAUCAAAGUCCUGAUCCCCUCAAUCAGGGGAGAGCUCGAGCCUCUGAAUUCCCAGAACAUUCUAGCAAUAUUAUACCACUUAUAUCUUAUCUGAAAAGUUUUUUUUUUUGUAUAUGUCUUUAUGUUUUUUUUUUUUUUUUUUAUCCUGUUAGAUUGAAACUACAGAAGGCAGGGCUGUAUCUUGUACCUCAUUGUAUCUCCCUGGUGACAGCAAAAGUACUCUGUAAAUGAAUGUUGAUUGGGGGAAAAAUGUCAGAAAGUCAUCUGAAGCUGUCACUCCUUCCUGGGAGGAGCCCAUUUUGACAAAUGAGGGUCAUCGAUUUCAUUCCUUAUAACCAAUGUACAGGUUACCUUUAUGCUUGUGCAUUUCAAGUUUCCCCUUCCCCACGUUUAUUUGAAUGCCAACCCAAAGGUAAUGUUUUGACAUUUCUUAAUUUUGAACAUUAAUUUUGAACCUUAUUGAGCAGUUGAAUGAAAGAAAGAAAAAAGGAAUGUUCAAGUGCCCCGACCCUCAUGCUAAGUGCUCAGGGUAGAGAAGGAAUGUUCAAGUGCCCCGCCCCCCAUGCUAAGUGCUCAGGGUAGAGAAGGAAUGUUCAAGUGCUCCGCCCCCAUGCUAAGUGCUCAGGGUAGAGCUAUGCUUGGUCCCCUGUGUCCCUGGUGCUCAUGAGAUGGGUCUUUCUUUAUUUUUAUUUUUGAGAUGGAGCCUCGCUCUGUCACCCAGGCUGGAGUGCAAUGGCACGAUCUCAGCUCACUGCAACCUCCACCUCCUGGGUUCAAGUGACUUUCCUGUCUCAGCCUCCUGAGUAGCUGGGAUUACAGGUGCCUGCCACCAUGGCUGGCUAAUUUUUGUAUUUUUAGUAGAGAUGGGGUUUCACCAUGUUGGCCAGGCUGGUCUCAAACUCCUGACCUCAAGUGAUCCGCCCACCUUGGUCUCCCAAAGUGCUGGGAUUACAGGCAUGAGCCACCGCUCCUGGCUGAGAUAGGUCUUUCUUAAAGGGGAGAGGGAAGUCGUGGAGAGAGAGGAGAGAAAAUGACAAAGGAGGAGGCGGAGAAUCUAACAGGUGUGACCAAUUCUGCUACCAAAUGAGAGCAGAAGCCUGUGAACUUCCAGUUAAUAGACCACUUAAUUGGGGGAACGCGUCACACGUUAUAAAAAAGCACUAGAAUGUUUUGAAAGUGAGAAACAACAGCUGUGUAGGGUAGCUAGCAGUGUUGUAUGGAAGACAGAUAUUUGUGCAUUUCUGCAUUUUCUAAGUUUGCUGCAAUGAGCGUGUAUUACUUUUAUAGUUAUAAAACACAUGCAAAGUGCCCUUUUAAAAUGAAAAAAAGUCCAUGAGUGUAAGUGAUAAUAUGCUUUGGAAAGCCUGGGAUGGUUAUUGUUUACUCUCAAUAGUAUGUGUUUGCCUUUGUCCUUUUGAGACAUUUUGUUUUAAUCUGUUGAUCACAAUAACCUGUUGAUAAUAUAACUUGAUGACAAAUAAAAUGACUUAUGAUUGAU